AUGUAUGCACAAUCUAAUUCCAACAAUAUCCCAUUAUUCUCAAACUCCAUCACUGAUUUCACUGAGUUUGACUCGUUCCAAGACACUCUCUCUCAACUCAAUAACUCGGAAUUUAGUAGCUGCUAUAGCAGCUAUGCUGGAUCACCUUCACCAAAUACUCCCAUCUUCAUGCAAAGAAGCAUUAGCAGCCAUUCCCUUCACCACAACAAUGGGACCCACCGUUAUCCCCUCUCCGCUUUUUUCGCUGAAUUGCUCGACUCUGAAGACACUCCCGUGCGAAAAAUUUAUAGCACGGGAGAUCUCCAGAGGAUUAAGAGAAUGCAACAUAAUCAUCAUUAUCAUCAUUUGGAUAGUCCAUUGUCUAGUGAAAGUAGUAUGAUCAUAGAAGGUAUGAACAGAGUUUGUCCCUAUAGUCCGGAAGAGAAGAAACUCAGAAUUGAAAGAUACAAAAGAAAGAGGAAUCAAAGAAACUUCAACAAGAAAAUUAAGUAUGUUUGUAGGAAGACAUUGGCAGAUAGGAGGCCGCGAAUUAGAGGACGGUUUGCGAGGAACGAUGAAAUCGAUAAGAGCACUAGUGCUGUUCAGUGGAGUCACAUUGGUGGUGGAGAGGAAGAAGAUGAAGAAGAUGAGAAUUGGAUUCAUGUCUUUGAUUCCAUAGUUGCUGCAAAUCUUGUUCAUGAUGAGUUUCAAGGAAGUUCAUCAUUUGGCCUAUUAUACUAG
Molecule: messenger RNA, 720 nt
Organism: Vicia faba (fava bean)
Lineage: Eukaryota; Viridiplantae; Streptophyta; Magnoliopsida; Fabales; Fabaceae
Source: the annotation of a GenBank genome assembly